This is a messenger RNA of Danio aesculapii, 7403 nucleotides long. It is a transcript of the gene arhgef6, whose product is annotated as Rac/Cdc42 guanine nucleotide exchange factor (GEF) 6. Lineage: Eukaryota; Metazoa; Chordata; Actinopteri; Cypriniformes; Danionidae. The transcript has 20 exons. Gene Ontology annotation, molecular function: protein binding; guanyl-nucleotide exchange factor activity. The record is from RefSeq and is a predicted model, not a curated record. The coding region runs from base 99 to 2486 and encodes 795 amino acids.
AAGCAGAAGCGCGACGGAUGUGGGCAGCAUCUCAACACAGAUAGUCAGAGCUGGCGCUCCGGGUGCAGCUCAUCUGAAAGGCCCAUUGAGCUCAAACUAUGAACCCCGAGGAGCAGACUGUUACGUGGCUAAUAACAUUAGGCGUGCUUAAUUCACCCAAAAAGAAUAUCGCUGACCCAGAGGAAUUUCUGAAAACGUCCCUCAGAGAUGGAGUCGUCCUGUGUAAGCUUAUUGAGCGAGUGCUACCUGGAGCAAUCACAAAGUAUUCAGCUGAACCCAAAUGCGAAGCGGACUGCAUUGCAAACAUUCGGGAGUUUCUAAAAGGAUGCCAGUCUUUAAAGGUUGAGGGCUUUGAUGCAGAAAGUUUAUAUAGUGGGGAGAACUUCAACAAAGUUCUAUCGACACUCUCAGCAAUAAACAUCGCUACUCAAGAUUGCAGUAGACCAUGUCCACAGUCCAGCGCCUCUACGUCUAGCCCAUCAACUCCUUCACAAGCUGCUCCCACCUUAAAGUCCAGCAGGUCCUUACGGAGACAGUCAAAAGCUGUGGAAAUGUCGGAGAAUGGAGGCGGUGGGCAGCUGGUGGUAAAGGCACGCUUCAAUUUCAAGCAGAACAAUGAGGACGAGCUGUCUUUCAGCAAGGGCGAGCUGAUCCACGUCACACGCCAGGAGGAAGGUGGAUGGUGGGAGGGAACACUUAAUGGCAAAACCGGCUGGUUCCCCAGCAAUUAUGUCCGAGAGGUCAAGCCAUGUGAUAAACCAAUAUCUCCGAAAGCAAUAAAAGGGUUUGAUGUUCCUCAGCUGACUAAAAAUUAUUACAGUGUGGUGGUGCAAGACAUCUUAGAACAUGAGCGAGAGUUUGUCAAAGAGCUGCAGACGGUGCUGGGUGGCUACCUGCGCCCUCUACAGGCCAGCGACAAGCUCUCCAGUGCAGACUGCUCCAGUCUAAGUGGGAAUUUAGAGGACAUCCUCUCUUUCCAGCAGGGCCUGUGUCUGACUUUAGAGGAGUGCUCCAAGGUGCCAGAGGGCCAGCAGCGCAUUGGUGGCUGUUACUUGAACAUGAUGUGUCAGAUCAGAACCCUGUAUUUGUCGUACUGCUCCAGUCAUCCCUCUGCAGUGUGUGUGCUUACUGAUCACAGUGAGGAGCUGGACAAGUUCAUGGAGAGCCAGGGUGCCAGUGCUCCAGGUAUCCUGACCCUCACCACCAGCCUGAGCAAACCCUUCAUGAGACUCGACAAAUACCCCACACUCCUGCAGGAACUAGAGCGACACGUCGAGGAAGCGCAUCCCGAUUACAGCGACAUUCUGAAAGCAACAGCAGCUUUUAAAAAUCUUGUGACUCAGUGUCAAGACCUGCGAAAAAGAAAGAACCUGGAGUUGCAGAUUUUGUCCGAACCAGUGCGAGGCUGGGAGGGCGACAGUAUGAAGUCACUGGGUCAGGUGAUCUACAUGUCACAAAUCCACAUGCAGAGCAGCGCAAAUGAGGAAAAAGAAGAGCGAUACUUCAUGUUGUUUCCUAAUGUGAUAAUCAUGCUGUCUGCCAGCCCAAGAAUGAGUGGUUUCAUUUAUCAGGGACGUUUGCCGCUGACAGGAACCUCUGUAACCAAACAGCCAGAGGAUGCAGAGACCAGCCAUUAUGCUUUUGAGAUCACAGGUGGGACAAUAGAUCGGACCAUGGUGUUCUGCAGUAGCUUACAGGAACAACAGGAUUGGUUAGAACAUCUUCAUCCUUACAUCAAGGUAGAAAGUCCAUUUGAAACUGUGCUGAGGGUAACAGGGUUUUUUGCAGCUUUCACCUCUGUCCAGUUGAACAGUAAGUCAUACGUCAUGUUCUUGUGUAUUUUACAGAGUGUUGAUGUUAAACCUUUAACCAUGCCUGGCACGUCUUCCCACCACUUGCACGGUUUCGGUACGACUGCGGUUAACCGAGGACCUCUCGAACCCCCUAAAAUCACCAAGCCCUGGUCUUUAAGCUGCCUGAGACCUGCGCCGCCCCUCAAGCCCUCCGCCGCUCUCGGCUAUAAAGAGGACUCUAGUAAAAGCCCCAGACCCAUCAAGAAGUUCCUCCCCAAGAGAAAAACAGAGAGAAAGCCAUCAGACGACGAGUUCCUGCUUAGAAAAAGUACAGCAGCUCUAGAAGAGGAUGCCCAGAUACUCAAAGUGAUUGAGGCCUACUGCACCGGAGCCAGUCUCCACCAGUCCACCACAGCUGUUCGUAAGGAGUGCGUCCCGCAGGUCCUGCUUCCAGAAGAAGAGAAGAUUAUUGUUGAGGAUAUCAAGAGCAAUGGCCAGACCACCAUUGAGGAGAAAAGUCUAGUUGAUGCCGUUUAUGCCCUGAAAGAUGAAGUCCAUGAAUUAAAAAAGGAGAAUAAAUGGAUGAAGCAGUGUCUGGAGGAGGAACAGAAGUCCCGUAAGGAGCUGGAGCGCGUAGUCAGAAAGUUGGCCAAGCAAAAGAACGACUGUUCCUGGGAUGAAGGAAGUCACUAAAGAACACUCGCCUUUUCCCCCUUCACCAUUCGCAUGUAUGUGUUUCUGUGUCACUGUGUGUCCUUACAACAAUCACAAUACACUGAACGUUGCUUUCGGAAAGUCUCCAUCUUGGGGGUUUUCAGCCGAUUCUCAUCAAAGGUUUUUUUAAGGACAAGAUGCGAUGAGAAUAUUAAAUCUGUGACUUUUUUUAUUCUGACUAUAUGGAAGAAUAUCACUGUGCAGUUUGUUUUCACGCUCCUGUGAAGUGGCGUUUUCAGAACAAAACAGCAGCUGUUCUCGAAGACCAAGUGAACUGCUUAUUUAGGAAGUAUUAAGUGAUUUUUCUUUUUGUGGAGUCCUGUCCUCAACCCUUCAACUUUCCUUCUUGUUCACUCAAGCACUCCAAGAAGAAACAUCACAUAAAAAAAGAUGAUGGGAUUUCUUGUUUUUGAACUGAACAAAUAUCUGCCUCACUUUAUGACUGUUACUGGUCAUGGACAAGAGGAAUCUGAAGACAUGAACAGCAUUCCAACUCAAGCCGCUAUUGCACAAGUAAAUAGAUGACCGUAGACUUCACCGUAUCCAUAAGUAUUGUCCUGUUUCUGCUUUUAUAAUGUGAAAACGGUAGCAUGAGAAAGCUUUUAGGUCACAAGUGAACAAGAUUUAGGUGUGCGAUUUGCUCCUGAUAUAGAUAUGAGAUGCCCUAUUUGCCAUCUUGAAAUGCGUUUGCUUUUUCCUGUUGGGUGGUGUGUUUUCAUGACACCGCUUUGAACUAAACAGUUAGUUUUAGUUGAAAACUUUUGGCCCAAUUUUUUCUUUUUGUUUGUGUUGCAUUUCAAUGUGCAAGUUUAACAUUAUUAUCAACCGGAAACUAUUUAAAAACAAUGACUCCUCUCGCAUCCAUUUUACGUGUUUAGUCUGUAUGGACGAACCAAACAUGCACUGACAGACUACAGCACUGUUUUUAUAUUUGUAAAAUGUUGCUUUACAAAGUGACAUGUUGAUCUACUGGCCUGGCGUGCAAAAUCUAGCUAUUUUAUUUGAUUAUUUUAGAUAUCAAAUCAAAUGCGAAAGCGAAAACCUUUAGUAUUAAUUUGUGAUAAAGAAAGGUGAAUUACCAACCAACUUGAAAGUGAUGGAUCGCCUACAACAAAUAAUUAUAUCCUUGCAUAUACAUUUAGGCUGCGUCCAAAAUCGCCUACUGCUCAGUAGGUAGUACAUUCGAAUUUAAACGUACUACUCAGCUGUUAGAAAAAUAUGUUCUGUAUAGUAUGAAUGUCAGUAGCAUGAAUGGAACUCAGAGGUACUGUACUACAUCUGCUAUUUUGUCAUCGUUACGUGACCUACCCGCGUCAGUUGCAUCGCUUCACUCCCAUUCAAGAAUUCUCUCGUGAUACAUCAUGGAAUAUCGUAGCGUCCAUCCGAUGCACAUUGCAGAAUCAUGUUGGAAGUAGUAGGUCAUCCGGGUACUUCUCGCAUACUGAUUUUCGAAAUCUAUGAAUUCGAAUUCGAACAUACGUACUACUUUACUCGCAUACUGUUUUUAUUGUACUAUAUAGUAUGGAAGUAUGCGAUUUCGGCUUUAGUCUUUUUUUCUGUUUGGCUUUAACCUUUGCACUAUAUAUAUAUCUAUAUAAGAAAAAAAAUAAAACGUUUGGUACUACACACCAACUAUCUAUAAUGCAUAAUACAUUUAAUAAAUUACUGGGUGUCCACUUACCAUUAAGUAUUUUGUGUAGUUCCCUUUCACAUAACUUUUGAUAUUAUUGUGCUCAUUGUGAAUGACCAUUAUUGCCUCCAUGUAAACUACAAUUUAAUUCGUAAAAAUAAUUACAUCACGCAUGACGUAUCGCAUAUGAUAUGUUCAGGCUGUUGGUAUGCGUGAAUCCCUGACAACCGAUCCAACGUUGGUGAAACGGUUACAUUUUUGCAAAUAUACACACAGACAUUUUGUUGUUGUUGUUUUUACAAAGUGACAUCGCCACCUACUGGCCUGCAGUCAAUUUGUCAUUUGGUGAAACUGAUUUGUUUCAAGUACAAUGUUGUCCUGUAAACCAGCCCUUAAUUUUAAGGUUUCCAGUGUUAAUUUUGUCAACAUAAAUAAGGGCACACAUGUUCAUUGAUUACCUUUUUUUUUUACAAGACUAAAGCGAGAUAAAAACUGGAUGGCAUGGAUAUCAUUAGUAACUAACAGCGACUACAUCAGCAUGCAAUAUCAUUGACAAAAAUAAAAAAGACUAAAAUGUAGCCAAAAGAUCAAUUUUUAAGUGAAGUUUAUUUAUAAACUAAUUUCGAGAGGAUCACAUGCUUAUGAUUGCUAGCGGCUGGAUCCGCAUUAUCCAAUUCUCAGUGCACCAAUCAGACGACUCCUUAGCUACUACAAAUACCCUGGACUACGUACCACCGCUAUCUUUGUUUUGAAGAAUCCCCCAUCCACCCCUACUCCUCUUUCUUCCUAGAUGGGUGACACGGUGGCCCAGUGCUUAGCACUGUUGCCUCACAGCAAGAAUGUCUCUGGUUCCAGGCUUUACCAAACCAGCAGACAUUUCUGUGCGGAGUUUGCAUUUCUCCCCGUGCUCACGAGGGUUACUCCCGGGUUCCCCGGUUUCCUCCCACCGUCCAAAAAAAAUGCAACAUAAGUUAAUUGACUAAUCUAAACCGGCACUAUAGACAUGCUACUAGUAAAUGGUUAUCUCUCAAGAGCAAUCAGUGGCUGUUCAUUGGUUAUUACAGCAGGGGAGUUCUCGAGAUCUACCUGAGCUCAAACUCCCCUCUCGCCUUGCAACAGGAGGGAGCCCCGGGCUCGAGGAUCUUAUGAGCUCAGGGCUCUCUACCGGGACAGCAUGCCAAACAAGCUUAUAAUUAAUCAUCAGCUAAGUGUGAAUCUUGAAUUAUAAUCUGCUGGACGAUACUGGCGCAGCAGAGCUUCUGUUUGUUUCCAGGCAUGGGAAACAAACAUUUUUCAUCCUUAUUUUCUUUGGCAAAAUUAACACUGUAACACUGGAAAUAAAAUUUUAUAAUAGUACUCCAGCUUUAGAUUCAACAUAUUCACAACUUUUUUCCCAGACAGUCAUCCUAAAACAUUACUGUAGCGAUGGGGCGAGACAGAGAACCGUGGGAAUGGAACGAGGCCGGCACUUGAGUGAGAACGAGAAACUCCUGUGGCGCACAGAGAAAGAGUUAAGACAGAGAAGGAUGAGAGAGGACCAGGCCUGGACAUAUUUACAUUGUGUUUGUUUUCAGUUCGACGACAGUCUCCGUGAGGAACUGCUGUCUGUCUGUUUGUUUGUUUUUUCUCUUCAAUAAAUUCUUUAAAUUUCGUCGGUUCUUCACCUCCUCCUUCCCGACGGCCAGGAGGCUGUUUAAAAUCCUUACAUUGGCUCUUAUAAUCCAGAGCUCCUCUGCAGGACUCAAGGCCAGUGUGUGCCACGGGUGCUUUUCGUUCUCACUCAAGCACCGCCCUCAUUCCGUUCCCACGGCUCUCGGCCUUGCCCACUAGCCGGAAUUACAUUUACAUGCUUCUGAUAAUCAUCACUUGUGUAUCAGGGACAAAGCUAUAAGAAGAAGUUAAGUUUAUAAUGCUAUACUAAUAUGAUUGAUCGGUAAUAUAAUGUAUGUAUAUCAUAUAUACUUGUAUACAGUAUAAAUAUGUAUAUAUCAUAGAUACUAUGGCAGAAAGAACCAUAUAAAUGUUUUUUCUUAAUUAUAAUAAUAACAAAAAAUACAUAAGGAGAUGUCAACCUCCUUUCUCUGAGGCUUGAAACUGCUUUGUAUGUAUCUUAAACCAAAAACGAUCAAUUAUGAAUGAGAAUUUGGUACUUAGGGCCCUUUUAAGGGUGUACGUGGAAACUUGAGGUACUUCAGGCACUGAUAUUACUCACCAUAUCAUAUUAUAAUGAGAAACGAAUGCGGUUGUAACCCAAUUAAAUGAUUUGGUUUUGCUCUCCUGGAGGUGUGCAGUGCAAUGCACUUUUCUUACUCAUUCGUAGUCUGCCAUAGUCAUGUGUGGCAAUGCGUGGUACGACUUACCUUUUUGAAGUUGCCAGAUUGACUGUAACAAGUUGCCUUUCCUUACCUUUCAUUACCGAUCAUAACCGUGACUAAUGCUUUCAAUCGCUGUGAAUUGAAGAGACGAUCUCCAUCUUUAUGCGAUAGAGAAAUGCAUGCAGAAAGCUGAGAAGGCUUUUUAUUUUUGCUUUUAAAUCCACCAGCAGUCACUUCCGGAGCAUUGCUGUGGCACUUCAAUGCAAUAUAUGACUGUUUGUUUGGUUACGAUUGCUGUGCAUUCAUUCAAGAGCCCGAUUUUCUCUUGGAAGGAGUAUACUGUAUAAUGUAUUCUUCCGAUUAGGCAAUAAGAUGUGCUCCGAGGUGCACAGAUGUAAUGCUGUUACUGUGGUACUGUGUGUAAAAUUGUUUCAUGUUUGUGUGCGUGUUUGUUUUCCAGCAAUUAACCUUGCAUGCCAUGUGCUACACAUAGCCUUAAAUAUUAUUUUAAAGUGUUAACCCUGAUUGUAUUCUUGUUGUUGUUACAAAAACUCCUGAUCUGUCUAAAAUCUGGACAUCGGCAGAGAUAAAUGUGAUAUUUCUGCCCUGGUUUUGAAAUUGAAGUGAGCAGUAUGUAAAUAUGCAUUGAUUUAAUAUGGAAAUGUGCUAUUUCCCAAUGGUGGCUAUGAAAGAAAGUCGAGUUUGUCCUCCAAAUGUUGUCAGGAAAUGAUUAAUAGCACUUUCAUGUGAUCAUAAUGAGAGCCGAAGAACGUCCACGUCAGUUUCCUCUCUUAAAAAAGUGCCCAUGUCUGCAGAGCGCAAGGUUUUUAUUUUUUGCGGAGCUGAUCUAUGCAAUAUGAAUGCUGAAAUAUAUAUAUAAUAUGUUUUCUUCCCUAGUGCUUGUUUUUAUUUUGUCCUCAUUUCAAUAAAGAAUUGUUUUAAUAAAAAUAA